Tachysurus vachellii is the source of this 3139-nucleotide messenger RNA. RefSeq names its product STE20 related adaptor beta (gene stradb). Gene Ontology annotation, biological process: protein phosphorylation. Gene Ontology annotation, molecular function: ATP binding; protein serine/threonine kinase activator activity; protein kinase activity. The transcript is spliced from 12 exons. NCBI's taxonomy places the organism in Eukaryota, Metazoa, Chordata, Actinopteri, Siluriformes, Bagridae. Bases 260 to 1522 code for a protein of 420 amino acids. The record is from RefSeq and is a predicted model, not a curated record.
UGUGUGUGUGUGUGUGUGUGUGUGUGUGUGUGUGUGUGCUAGUUAAGGACACACACAUACAUAGAGAUAGUGGCUGCCUUUAUGCUCUAACAGAAGAGAACAGAGUCCGGAUUUUAACCUCCUAAUCUCUAUAGUCAUUCAAACAAGAUCACGCACGUGUAUGAAGUGUGUUUAUUUUUUUUUUUAGCGUAUCAUAGAGGCACAGUGAGAAACCGAUGAACGCUCUGCGUCACUGCGGGACUGCAGACAAACGCGCCUCAUGUCGUUCUUGGACUGUUCCUGUAUCUCCGCCCACUCUCAGGUCCAGCCAAUCAGCUGUGAGGAUCAGUAUGAGGACAUCAGUGGGUCGUACCUGAGCAGCGAUGGCUCGUUCUUUGGAGCUGAUUAUGACCUCUCCAGCUUGUCUGCUGAACCUGCAGACUAUCAACUGCUCUCAGUACUCGGACGGGGUUUUAACAACCUUAGCCAGGUGUGCAUGGCCCGUCACAGACCAUCCGGUAGACUGGUGGCGGUGAAAAACACCAAUCUGGACGAGUGUACGGAGGAGGAACUGUUGCAGCUUAUGAAUGAGGCUCUGUUGUCCAGACUGUUUCGUCACCCGAACCUGCUUACGUCCAGAUUGGUGUUCAGUUCCUGCUGCCAGCUUUGGGUUCUCUCUCCGCUAAUGAGCUACGGUUCUGCAGACUCGUUACUCAGGUCAUUUUUCCCAGAUGGAAUGAGUGAAUCUCUGGUUGCGUAUUUGCUUUACGGAGUCCUGAACGCUCUGAAGUACCUGCACCGCAUGGGCUACAUACACAGAGGUGUGAAGGCGAGUCACGUGCUGCUCUCAGCAGGGGGCCACGUGUGCCUUUCAGGCCUGCAGUGUGUGUACAGCCUGAUGAGAGACGGGAAGAGGAUGGAGGUUGUGUUUGAUAUGCCGCAACACACACCCUCACUGCUCCCCUGGCUCAGCCCUGAGCUCCUGAGACAGGACCUUCAUGGUUACGGAGUGAAGUCAGAUAUCUACAGUGUGGGUGUGUUGGCACUGGAGUUGGUCAGUGGAAGAGUUCCGUUCCAGGACCUGCCCCCAACCCUGAUGUUGCUGCAGAAGCUGCGUGGCUCUCUGAGCUGCAUGCUUGAUGGCGCCCCCUACGCUCUGGGAGAUUUCAGCACGCUGAAGGUGUCUCGUUCUGGAGUGGACUCAGGGAUUGGAGAGAGCGUCGCUGCAGGAAGUCUAACUCGCACCGGCACAGCAGAGAGACCGCAGAGCCCCACCCCCAAAAACCACUCUGCCACUUUACACAACCUGCUACAGCUCUGUCUACAACAGCAACCUGAACACAGGCCAUCAGCAUCAGCUCUCCUCACUCAUCCCUUUUUUAAACAGGUAAAGAAACACACCCCGGACUCGUUCCUCAGCCUGGUGUACCCAGCCAUUCCUCUCUCCUGCCCCGUGGAUGCCCCCCCGUCUCCACCUCCACUCCACACUGACACACACACAAACCCUGAGUCUGUGGAUGGAGGAGUGUGGGAUUUCUCCUAAUACACACUCUAUACACACCCUGUACACACUCUGUACACACUCUAUACACCCUCUUUCAGCCUGACAGCAGUUCCUCUCUGAAUUACAUAGUAUCUAUUUGUCCUAUCUCUCAAACCGGAGAUCCGUCUACAGUUCACACACUCUUCUUCUACUGUGAUCCUCUGUAGCAGCUGAUUCUGUCCUUGUUAUACAGUGAAAAUCGUCACCUUCAUCAUCCAAUCUUUGCUCUGUUGUGAUCAGGAAUCAUGGCCAGUCACAGACAGUGAGUCACAGACAGUGGGUCACAAACAGUGGGUCACAGACAGUGGAUCACAAACAGUGGGUCACAGACAGUGAGUCACAGACAGUGGGUCACAGACAGUGGGUCACAAACAGUGGGUCACAGACAGUGGGUCACAGACAGUGGUCAAAGACAGUGAGUCACAGACAGUGGUCAAAGACAGUGGGUCACAGACAGUGGUCAAAGACAGUGGGUCACAGACAGUGGUCUACAGACAGUGAGUCACAGACAGUGGGUCACAGACAGUGGGUCACAGACAGUGGUCUACAGACAGUGAGUCACAGACAGUGGGUCACAAACAGUGUGUCACAGACAGUGAGUCACAGACAGUGGGUCACAAAUAGUGGGUCACAGACAGUGGGUCACAGACAGUGGUCUACAGACAGUGAGUCACAGACAGUGGGUCACAGACAGUGGGUCACAAACAGUGGGUCACAAACAGUGUGUCACAGACAGUGUGUCACAGACAGUGUGUCACAAACAGUGGGUCACAAACAGUGGGUCACAAACAGUGAGUCACAGACUGUGGGUCACAGACAGUGGGUCACAGACAGUGGGUCACAGACAGUGGUCACAGACAGUGAGUCACAGACAUUGUGUCACAGACAGUGGGUCACAGACAGUGGGUCACAGACAGUGGGUCACACACAGUGGGUCACAGACAGUGGGUCACAGACAGUGGGUCACAGACAGUGGGUCACAGACAGUGGGUCACAGACAGUGGGUCACAGACAUUGCGUCACAGACAGUGGGUCACAGACAGUGGGUCACAGACAUUGCGUCACAGACAGUGGGUCACAGACAGUGGGUCACAGACAGUGGGUCACAGACAGUGGGUCACAGAGGCUGAUGUGAUAAACAGCAGAAGUAGAAACUCUUGAGAAGCCCUGAGAAGUUAUUAUACGUAGGAAAUCACCAUGUCUAUAUUUGUCCAACAUUAUUUUUCUGUUCUAACUCCAGUUGUAGACCUUUUCAGUAUUUGUCACUUUUGAUAUUAAAAUUAUAUUUAAAUUUUCUUUAAAAAAAAGCUUGACACACUAAAGCUUUUAAAGUAGUAAAAUAAGUGUUUUGCUUACAUAAAGGAAAGGAGUGAGAAACUAGUGAUGAAAAUAAUAAAAUAACAAUAUGAUAUAUAUAUAUAUAUGGGGGGGGGGGAACUGAAGCUCAUCUCUUUCUGUUAUCCUGCCUUAUUUAUCUACUUUGAUUAAGACAUCAUGUUCUUACGAGGUCAAUUUUUUUUGGUUUUUAUUUUUAAAUAGUAUAUAUUUUGCCUUUAAAGUAGUACAAGAAUACAUAGAGGGAGAGAGAGAGAGAGAGAGAGAGAGAGAGAGAGAGAG